Paramisgurnus dabryanus is the source of this 8039-nucleotide messenger RNA. It is a transcript of the gene ncoa2, whose product is annotated as nuclear receptor coactivator 2. Gene Ontology annotation, molecular function: protein dimerization activity; nuclear receptor binding. NCBI's taxonomy places the organism in Eukaryota, Metazoa, Chordata, Actinopteri, Cypriniformes, Cobitidae. The record is from RefSeq and is a predicted model, not a curated record. Gene Ontology annotation, biological process: positive regulation of transcription by RNA polymerase II; cellular response to hormone stimulus. Gene Ontology annotation, cellular component: nucleus.
AGUUACAUUCAGUUUAGACCUUUGAUCACACGGGUUGUAUCUCUAUAGAUUAGUCACAAUUUGUCAAUGCUUAAUCCUAGACCUUCCUUUAGCCGUAUUCGCCCGCGUACACGUGGAAAUAUUUAAUAGGAAGGAAAUAAACAUGUCGCGGAUUGGAUUUUGAUUGGAUACUUGACACAUCUGGGUUGUAUCGCUACUGAGUAAUGACGAUACAGUGAGAAGUGAAUAAUGUCCAAAGAUUUCUACGGGUGCCACCUCUGCAGAAAUGCCCUGAUGCCGAGUCUGGACUAAAGCCAAGGUGAUAUGUAUUGAGGAUGAGUGCUGUUGGGGAAAACUCGUCUGAUCCUGCCAGGUCAGAGGCUCAGAAGCGUAAGGAAUGCCCAUCGGACCUUCUGGGCCCAAGUCCCAAACGCAGCACUGAGAAACGUAAUCGAGAACAUGAGAAUAAAUACAUCGAGGAGCUGGCGGAGCUGAUCUUCGCAAACUUCAACGACAUCGACAACUUCAACGUCAAGCCUGACAAAUGUGCAAUCCUGAAGGAAACUGUGAAACAAAUUCGACAGAUUAAAGAGCAAGAAAAAGCUGCUGCAGCCAAUGAGGAUGAAGUACAGAAGGCUGAUGUGUCAUCGACAGGCCAAAGUGUUAUUGACAAAGAUGCCCUUGGACCAAUGAUGCUGGAGGCCUUGGACGGGUUUUUCUUUGUGGUGAACAUGGAGGGGAACAUUGUGUUUGUGUCAGAGAAUGUGACACAGUACCUGAGGUAUAAUCAGGAAGAGCUGAUGAACACCAGUGUGUACAGUAUCCUGCAUGUAGGAGACCACAACGAAUUCAUUAAAAACCUCCUGCCCAAGUCACAUGUAAAUGGUGCGCCGUGGUCCAGCGAGAAUCCUCGGCGCAACAGCCACACCUUUAACUGCCGGAUGCUCGUGAACCCUCACAGCGAGGCUGAGGAGACGCAAGAUCACGAGGCACAGCAGAAAUAUGAGACCAUGCAGUGUUUCGCAGUGUCUGAACCAAAGUCCAUCAAAGAGGAGGGAGAGGAUUUCCAGUCGUGUCUGAUCUGCGUAGCGCGGAGAGUACCCAUGAAAGAGAGACCCAUGCUCCCCACGCAUGAGAGCUUCACCACCCGCCAAGACCUCCAAGGUAAAAUCACUUCACUAGACACCAGCCAGUUACGAGCGUCUAUGAAACCAGGAUGGGAAGACCUGGUGAGAAGAUGCAUUCAGCGCUUUCAUCUGCAAAACGAUGGAGACAUUUCUUUCGCCAAACGCCAUCAGCAAGAAGUGCUGAGGCACGGGCAGGCAUUCAGUCCCAUCUACCGGUUUUCCCUGUCUGACGGGACCAUCGUCUCGGCUCACACCAAGAGCAAACUGGUUCGCUCACCAGCCACCAAUGAGCCGCAGCUCUACAUGUCCCUACACAUCUUACAAAGGGAGCAGUCUGUCUGUGGUAUGACCCCCGACCUUGGAUCUAAUCAGGCAAUGGGCAAAUCCAUGAACCCCAUGAGCUCUCCCAACACAGCUGGUUCCUCUGGUGCCCCCCAGGGGCAGGAUGCCACCAUCAGCAGUAACACAUCCACCUCCCCUUUCCCCGGUGGACAGAAGGAGCCCGGCGCAAUCGGGCCAGUGCAGGGUCACCGUUUCGGCUGCCCGGGAUCAAUGAACCAUUCGGCAACCAUGCAGGCCGCCACCCCCCAGGGCAGUGGGUAUCCACUGAAGUUAAGUAGCCCAUCUCAGGGCAGUCCAGGCAUGUUGUCUCCGCGCCACCGAGCCAGUCCUGGAGUGGCAGGUUCUCCUCGCUUGCCCCCACCUCAGUUUUCCCCAGCGGGCAGCCUUCAUUCGCCGGCAGGCAUGUGUAGUAGCAGUACGGGUGGCAAUGGGGGGACAGGUGGUAACCAUGGUUACACGAGCAGUUCGCUUAACGCCCUGCAGGCACUUAGUGAAUGCCACGGCGUGAGCUUAGGCCAAUCGCUGGGCUCGCCGGAAAGGAAGUUGGGAUCGCCAGCCGGAGUGGGCGUCAAUCCUCACCUCAUGAACAAAAUGGGCGCCUCCGAUUCAUUCGGAGAGCAGAACCAAUCAGAACAUGGCGGUGCAAGUCAAGACGACGGCAUCGAUCAGCAAAGAGACGAAAAGGGCCAAUUUAACAAUCCUGACGGUGACCCACAGAACCGGCUACGUGACAACAAAGGCCACACUAAACUGCUACAGCUUCUCACCACUAAAACCGAGCCUAUCGAGUCCACCUCGCCGCCUCUGAUGGCCGGCGGAGAGCCGGGCUGUAAGGAUCCCACUGGUGGUCUAGGGAACGGUGGCAUGGGCCCUCAGACCGGAGCAGGAAUCGCGUCACACGCUACCUCCCUCAAAGAGAAGCAUAAGAUUCUUCACAGACUUCUCCAGAACAGCUCAUCGCCCGUCGACUUGGCCAAACUCACGGCCGAGGCCACGGGAAAGGAGAUGUGUCAGGAUUCUGCUGGCGGGGCGGCCAACGUUGGAGAUUUAGCCAUUAAAUCAGAACCCCUUAGCCCCAAAAAGAAAGACAAUGCUCUGCUGCGCUACCUACUGGAUAAAGAUGACAACGUACUCAAGGACAAAGGCAUCAAGAUGGAGCCGGGGGAGAUAAAAGUGGAGUGCGGGAAGAUGCCCGGAAUCAAAACGGAGAAGAAUGACGGAGGGUACGACCGGGCGGAGCAGUCGAGUGAAUUAGAUGAUAUCCUGGAUGAUCUACAGAACAGUCAACCGGGUCUGUUCUCUGAGCCUCGGCCUGUCUCUCUUCCUGCUGCCGUGGACAAGCAGUCAAUCAUCAAUGACAUCCUGCAGAUGACUGGAGAGGGCGGAGCCAGCAUGAGCGCCCAGCAACAGCGAGCACUACAGGCUGUGGGCCAACAGAAUUUCGGUGGUCCAAGGCCUGGUCAGUCCGUCAGACCUCCUCCCGUAAGAAGUGUAUCUUUGGAUAUGAACAUGUCUGCUAAAGGCACUCCUGGUCAGUACCCUAUGAUGAGGAACAACAGCCCCUACACACUCAUGCAACAGCAAGGCAUGAUGGGAAACCACGCUGCCAUGUCUAAUCAACCCAGUAUGGUCAAUGCAGGUGUUAUGGGUAAUACUGGUCCUCGUGCAGGAAUGCAGCAGGACGGAUGGGGUGCACAGGGACCGGGUCCAGUAGGUAACGCUGCUUCACCCAUCACAACCGCUCCCAGUGGCCAGCACCCCCUCCAGCAGGGGGCGCUUCACGCCCGCAUAUUACCCAACAAUGGCGCUGGCAUACCUAUGAGACCAAACAGCCAGCCUGGACCAAGGCAGAUGCUUCAGUCCCAGAUGAUGCCCAAUGCCCAAUCUAACAUGGACAUGGGCAUGGCUGGCCACCAGUUUCCCCAGCAACAGGCACCGCCCAAUCAGACCGCUCCAUGGCCAGACAGCGUGAUGCCUAUAGAGCCGGUGCCAUUUGGGAGCCAGAACAGUUCCAUGUAUAGCGGUCCUCAGGAGGAAGUGUUGUUACCUGCUGCCCCCGAGGGUACGGCUGAUGAGGGAGCCCUCCUUAGUCAGCUCUACUCCGCCCUUAAAGAUUUCGACGGCUUGGAGGAGAUCGACCGUGCACUUGGUAUCCCUGCACUGGUGGGACAGGCACACUCGGUGGAACAGGAUCAGUUUCCCGGUCAGGACCCCAACAUGAUGAUGGAUCAGAAACCGCCCAUGUAUGGCCAGCAGCAGUAUGCUACAUCUCAAGCCCACAUGCAGCAGGGCGGAUAUGCCCCCAUGCAGGACCCCAGCUUCCACAGCAUGCCGGGGCAAAUGGGGCAGAGACCCGGUUACCCAAUACUUCGCAUGCAGGCCAGGCCAGGACUCAGGCCCACUGGGGUUGUCCCCAACCAACCCAAUACUCUCAGAUUGCAGCUUCAACACAGGCUACAAGCACAGCAGAAUCGACAGCCCGUAAUGAAUCAAAUGACUGGAGUGUCAAAUAUGAACCUACCUCUAAGACCCAACGUUCCCAAUCAGGGGACGAUCAACGCCCAGAUGCUCGCCCAGCGGCAGAGAGAGUUGCUGAGUAACCACUUACGCCAGCACCAUCAGCGCCAGCUGGACCAACAGCGGCAGCAGCAACAACAGCAGCAGCAGCGCAGCAUGGCCAUGCGGGCGCAGGGUCUCAACAUGCCACCCAACAUGGCCGCCGCCGCAGCUGCGGGCAUGCCAGGGCCCAUGAACAACCCGCGGAUACCGCAGGCCAAUCCUCAGCAGUUCCCCUAUCCGCCCAACUACGGUACAGGACUGGCCUCGCCGCCUCCUUCCACCAGUCCCUUCUCCCCCGGUUCCCCCAACCUUCCCGCCCCCCAGCUCCUCUCCCACAGCGCCAUGCAUGGCUCUCAGAUGAGUCUAGCUAACCAGGGGAUGCUGGGCAGUCUGAGCGGACAGUUUGGGGCUGUUAUGAGCCCACAAAUGCAGCACAGUGCCUUUCAGUUCCCCAGCUCAGGUAUGAGUCAGCAGUCAGAUGGUGGGUUCGGCGGAGCCGCCACCCCUCAGAGCCCCAUCAUGUCUCCCAGGAUGGGCCACGCCCAAAGUCCCAUGAUGCAACAGGCGCAGGGUAACACCUCUUUUCAGUCCUCCCCUGACAUGAAUGGCUGGACGCAGGGCAACAUGAAUGCCAACAGUAUGUUCCCUCAGCAGUCACCACCUCAGUUCAGCCAGCAGGCCAACAACAACAUGUACAACGGUAACAGCAUGAACCUUAACGUGCCCAUGGCCACCAACUCGAGCAACAUGGGCCAAAUGGGCAACCAGAUGAGCAUGAACUCUAUGAACUCUGGACCUGCCAACAUGGCCCCUGAACAGCAGAAGUAUUGUUGACCCGAGGCGGACGACAUACGAGUGUAAAGAAGACUUGAUUUCUGCUGCGGGAGAUGUUGGAUUGAUGCUGUGCUAUUUAAGCUGCUAUUUGGGGGCCAGGUGGAUUUUGGAGAUCCUGUUUACUGCCCCCUACUGGACAUCUAUAGAGGAUGCAUCAGGGGUACUGGAGCUCAGCGGGGUUGGACUCUCUCUCUCUCUCUCUCUCAUUAUCUCUCUCACAUAAACACAAACACUGACGCUUUGAUCUUCUGGACCUAGAGCUCCCCCCAUCAGUCGAGCAAGGCCUUCUCUCAUAAACACCCUUUGCAAAUCUGCUCCGUUGCAUUCACCGUAGUGUGACUUAGGUCUCCCCUAAAAAAAGACUCGGCAACUGUGGAAUCAGAAUCCUUGUCUCCCAUGAAUGUAUUCCACCCUCUUGUACUUUUCCUCCUUCUCUUUUCUUCGGCCGAAAGACUUCUUUCUCCUGAUGUUCAGAAAGACUGCAUUUGAAACGCGCUCGAAAUUCAGCCGUUCUGCCUUUUUUAUUUUCUUUCGGUUUCUUUGAAGAGUGCAAAUAAAGUCGGAAUGAUUUCCAAAAGGCUUUUACAUAGAAUUCAGAUGAUGGUUUGUAAAAUUAGACGUAACUUAGAGGUUUUAUUGUGUAUUAAAUUAAGUUUUAUUCGAAUGUAUAGAUUUUUUAACAGUGUAGAUUUCUUUAUGUUCCUAUUCAGUUAUAGAGAGAAAAAUUACAUGGAAGCAAUCAGAAUUCCUCUGGAGAAUUUAUUCAGCAUACCUACGGAUUUUAUUUUCCUCGGUCCAGUAGUUUCAGAUAAAAUGUGAUUUUUUUUUUUUUUUUUACUUUCCUUCUCAUGGGUAAUUAAAUGGAAUUCUGUUAGAUUGUAAAUACCAAUAAUGCGGGAAAAAUUUUGUUUUCGUAUGAUAUUUAUUUUUUUGAUUUUCACACAUAUUUUCCCCCUCCUCUUCCCCAAUGUCCGGUCUUAACUGUUUUUUAACGAGUGAGGCCCUGGAAGAUGAGGAAGUCAGGUUUGCUGUUUUCUCUGGUACUAAGGAGGGGGAGCUGGGGUGCAGUGGUCCGUCUUUCCUGGGUAGGGUUUGGGAGGGUGCCGUGUGUACAGUGUACAGAUACUCGCUUGCUUCUAAGCCUUUAGCUGGGAACCCCGCCAGAGGAGCCCAACACAGCCAUAAACCCAACACUGAAGCGUGCUUUCUUUGUUGCGUGGAGUGAUGUGCUUAAUGCCAGAUGCUAUUUACAACCAGAAUCCGGUGUGUGUAAGAAAAGACAACAAGCAAUAAAUAUUUCUUGAGAUUUUUUUUCUUUUGUUUUGUAUUUUUUGUACAGGACUUUUCAGGAGACACCUUUUAGCUCCCCAGUUCAAACUCAGUAUUAAAGACAGAUACUUUUUUAUUGUGGUUUAUAUUUUGGAAAAACUAAAAACAAACGAUGUCCGAAUCUACUUGUAUCUCAGUGAAAAGCAGGUUUUAGAUCCAAAUGUGUAGCCAAUAGGAAAGCAGUGUGAUGUUUUGCGUCCACACACACACAAACUUACUGUUCUGUGUCCAAACCUCUUGUCCUCGGACAAAUACGGCAAAACCUGGAAAUUUACAGUCAGACUGUUUGCUUAUGAGACAUAGCAAAUGUAAUGCUUAUGUCUGAAUUUCAUCACUACAGGACACGUCAACUCUACAAUCUUAAAGCUGUAACGUACGCAAUACAGUGUUUUAUAUUUGAAGACGAAGCCAAAAUUUCCUCACCUUUAAAAUUUGAACGAUAGACUUACACAUACCACUUUUGUUUAGUUUUUUCGUCUCAUGUCUGCACACAGGGUUGUAUCGGGGUAAGAUCCUCAACCUUCAGCUUUCGCAAAGUUUCGCUGAAAAUAUCGCCAUGUCAUCUCUGUGUUUAAGUUGGUGUAUUAAAAAAAGUACAUGUUUUAAGUAUAUACUGUAUUUACCAGCGACAAUUAAAGUUUGCAACGUCCCAGCUCUGUCAUUAAUCGCUAAAGGUGCCGUGGUUGUGUACGAAUAUACCUGGUGUUUUGGUAUAGCUUUAGCUUUUUCUUUUAAACACUGUAAAUACAAGUAGUAUGACUUCUUCACAUCAUUUGGGGUGAAAUGGUCACUCGGUCCACCAAUGUGUUUCUGUAAAUUCAAAGAAACAAAUCUGCAAAAAUUAAACGAAUGAAUCAUUUGUCAUUUAAAAAGGACCCUAUUUGGCAUUCAUUUAUUUCACAAGCUUUUUGACCAAGAUUUUAAUGAAUGUCAGAUGCCUUGAACAAGGACAGACAUCCAGAAACCAUAUUGGAGAAUAGCCAGUUUUAAAAUCGCACAUGAACAGCUACCCUCUGCAAAGUCCAAAGAUUGUCACGAUUUUGAAAUCAACAUAAGCCAUGAUGUGAAGGUGGUGCAGAGUUUUUUAGUCUUUUUAUUAGUACAAAAGAGAGCCAUUGUCCUAAAAUAAAUAAAGGAAGAAAUACAUGAAAUUGUAACGGCUGUGAUUGAAUUUCCUAAAAUGAUUUGUCUUUACCUUACCUUUGCUUUUUCUGAGACUCUAAAUGUCUUUUUGUAUAGUCUGCCAAUUUCUUAGAGCUAAAUGCAAAACCUUAAAAUGCUAAGACUUAGCAUAUUGCCUUAGAUCUGUUUUACUGUCUUGUAUAUUACAAAAGUUGUCUGUAUUAUAUUUGUAUAGUGAAUCAUUGACAGGAUUGACCCUAUUCAUCACUGCUCAUCCACUUCUUUGAACAUUGACAGCAUACCUGUCUUUCUAUCUAUUUCUCUCUUUCCCCACACACCAAGACUCUCUCCUCCUCAUCUCGUUAUUAUUAUUAUUAUUAUUUCAUAUUUCCAUAAUUUGUUUUUGAUCAGCUGUGGGUUUUAUUAUAUGUACAGUCUUGAUUUUACCCUCUGUUAUGUGUGAUAUGGAGAUGAUGCAAUGGGAAAUCGAAGCAAUAUGUAAUUUAUAAGCUUACAGUGUUGCGCGCUCCUGAGAUGUAUUUUUUUUCCAGUUGGUCACAUGAAACAUCUGUUCAUCCGCAUCGAUGUGUGUAAUCUUAGUGUGAGCCUUUUAUGCAAAGUUAGAUAUACCGAGAGAAAUUUAAAUACAGUUAUGCAAGUUGUCAACUAAUAAGGCUUUGCUGAUGCUAUUUGAUGUUGAAUCAAAUUGAAUUGUAAAUAAAGAAUUCUGUUAUUGCAACAUUUAAA